UAGUAGUGCUCCUUUUCUCACCCCCUCAUCCCACAUACCAAAAUCCCAACAUAGUAGUCCCAUAAUUUUUCCUAUAUAUAAGACCAAAUAGCUUCUCCAAAAACUUGAAUUUCUCUCAACAUUAUCAACAUUCACCACUAAUACAAAAUUUCAUAUUCUCCAUACAAAAUUCACAACCAAAGUAUGGCAGAUAGCCCAAGCAAAAGCAAGAGCAACUCUCUCAUCCACCAUACCACAACUACAAAGGGUGGUUGGCAUGCUGCCAUCUUCAUCAUAUUUGUGGAAGUUGCGGAGAGAUUUGCAUACCAAGGUUUGGCUUCAAAUCUAGUAAACUACCUCACAAAAUUUCUGAAUGAACCAACAACAACAGCUGUGAAAAACGUGAACACAUGGGUUGGUGUUUCAUCACUCUUCCCUUUGCUUGGUGGUUUCAUAGCUGAUUCCUAUCUUGGUCGAUUCAACACCAUACUCUUGUCUUCACUCAUUUAUCUUGUGGGUAUGAUUUUCUUGACACUUUCAGUAUCAGCACUUAGACAUAAGACACUUUUCUUCUUUGCACUUUAUGUGCUCUCCAUUGGUGAAGGAGGCCAUAAACCUUGUGUUCAAACUUUCGCGGCGGAUCAAUUCGACGACGACACGCCGGAAGAGAAGGAUGCUAAGAGUUCAUUCUUCAAUUGGUGGUAUUUGGGCAUUGUUGCUGGUUCAACUGCCGCUGUCUUUAUACCUGUAUAUCUUCAGGAUAAUGUUGGGUGGGGAGUGGGGUUGGGAGUAUUGGCAGGAGUGUUGGCAUUGGCAUUAGCACUUUUCUUGUUGGGAAUCAAAAGGUACAGAAAAGAAAGCCCUACAGGAAGCCCAUUUACAAGACUGGCCCAAGUUUUUGUUGCUACAGCUCGCAAGUGGCGCGUGCAACACACGCUCUCUCUUAAUCAUUUUUGCUAUAGUGAAGAUGACAAAGUUGAGCCUCAUCAUCUUCAUGUUCAACCUAAAUAUCAUACUUUGCUCCAUACUCGUCAAUAUAGAUUUUUGGACAAGGCAGCAACAAUUGACGAAAUUGAUUCAUCAAAUAAAACAAGAAAUCCAUGGAGACUAUGUUCAGUGACACAAGUUGAAGAAGUGAAGCUAGUUCUUCGCCUUAUCCCAAUAUGGCUAAGUUGUUUAAUGUUCACAGUUGUUCAAGCUCAAGGACACACAUAUUUCACCAAACAAGGUGGAACUUUAAUCCACACCAUAGGUUCAAAUUUUCAAUUCCCUCCGGCGUCGCUUCAAGGCCUAGUUGGCGUCACGAUCCUCUUCGUUGUUCCAAUUUACGACCGUGUUUUUGUGCCGUUGGCUAGAAAGUUCACACACCACCCGAACGGGAUAACCGUGUUGCAAAGAAUUGGGGUCGGUUUAUUUUUGUCAAUACUAACAAUGGUUGUUUCGGCACUUGUUGAAACGAAAAGGGUAACCGUUGCUAAAAGUCACGGUUUAAUCGACAAUCCUAGUGAAAUAUUACCAAUGAGUAUUUGGUGGUUACUUCCUCAAUACAUGAUCACUGGUGUUUCAGAUGCUUUCACAAUUGUUGGAUUACAAGAAUUGUUCUAUGAUCAAAUGCCUGAAGGAUUGAGAAGUUUAGGGGCUGCAGCAUAUAUAAGUAUAGUUGGAGUUGGAAGUUUUGUUAGUAACAUUAUUAUUGUUAUUGUUGAAGUGAUUACUUCAAAAAGUGGUGAGAAAUGGUUGGGAAAUAAUAUCAAUAGGGCACACCUUGAUGAUUAUUAUUGGGUUAUGGCUGUUUUAUGUGCUUUGAAUUUGGGGGUUUAUAUGUGGAUUGCAAAGUGUUAUGAGUAUAAGAAGGUUGAUGGGGGUGAAACUAGUAAUCAAGAGGGGUCUAGUUACAAUAAAUAUCGUGGUGGAGUGUAACACAAGGCAAGAAAAUGCUUUUGUUAAUUGUUAUAACUAAUGUUGUAAUUUCCAAAUGAGUAAUAUAGAGUUUUAGGUUGUUGUAUAAUAACAAUAAGUUAUUAAUCUAGUUGCAUCUUUGUUUCAACUUAAUUCAAGAUCA
Messenger RNA from Cicer arietinum (chickpea), 2041 nucleotides. Its product is annotated as protein NRT1/ PTR FAMILY 5.4. Gene Ontology annotation, cellular component: membrane. Gene Ontology annotation, biological process: transmembrane transport; oligopeptide transport. NCBI's taxonomy places the organism in Eukaryota, Viridiplantae, Streptophyta, Magnoliopsida, Fabales, Fabaceae. The record is from RefSeq and is a predicted model, not a curated record. Gene Ontology annotation, molecular function: transmembrane transporter activity.